Messenger RNA from Talpa occidentalis (Iberian mole), 1489 nucleotides. RefSeq names its product regulating synaptic membrane exocytosis 3 (gene RIMS3). The transcript is spliced from 8 exons. Lineage: Eukaryota; Metazoa; Chordata; Mammalia; Eulipotyphla; Talpidae. Gene Ontology annotation, biological process: regulation of synaptic plasticity; positive regulation of synaptic transmission; calcium ion-regulated exocytosis of neurotransmitter. Gene Ontology annotation, molecular function: transmembrane transporter binding; small GTPase binding. The record is from RefSeq and is a predicted model, not a curated record. The coding region runs from base 262 to 1188 and encodes 308 amino acids. Gene Ontology annotation, cellular component: cytoskeleton of presynaptic active zone; presynaptic membrane.
GCCGCCUCGGCCAGCAGAGACCCCUCCCUGUCUGGACCCCGACCCCACCUCGGGACUCUUAUCACAUCACCUCCUCCUGGCAGCUACCCUGAUUGCCUUCACCUCCAUUCUUGAAAACUGGGAUCUCAGCAGAAGGUGACUGACACCUUGAGUAAGUGCCCUCGUGGCCUGCUGCUAAGAGGGGCAAGCCCCCUGGGAUGCGGAACACCACACUCAGAUUCAUCAGUUCGAGUUGCCUGAGAUCCUGCUACCCCACAGACCAUGUUUAACGGGGAGCCAGGUCCGGCCUCGGCUGCGGCCUCCAGGAAUGUGGUGAGGAGCUCCAGCAUCAGCGGGGAGAUCUGCGGAUCCCAGCAGUCUGGGGGCGGGACUGGGACCACCACAGCCAAGAAGCGCCGCAGCAGCCUCGGGGCCAAGAUGGUGGCCAUCGUGGGCCUGACGCAGUGGAGCAAGAGCUCGCUCCAGCUUCCCCAGCCUGAAGGGGCCACCAAGAAGCUACGCAGCAACAUCCGGAGGAGCACAGAGACUGGCAUCGCCGUGGAGAUGCGGAGCCGCGUCACGCGCCAGGGCAGCCGGGAGUCCACCGACGGCAGCACCAACAGCAACAGCUCCGAGGGCACGUUCAUCUUUCCCACCACCCGGCUGGGGGCCGAAAGCCAGUUCAGUGAUUUCCUGGAUGGGCUGGGACCAGCCCAGAUUGUGGGCCGACAGACACUGGCCACACCACCUAUGGGGGACGUGCACAUCGCCAUCAUGGACCGGAGCGGCCAGCUGGAGGUGGAAGUGAUUGAAGCUCGGGGCCUGACCUCCAAGCCAGGCUCCAAAUCCCUCCCAGCUACUUAUAUCAAGGUUUACCUGCUUGAGAAUGGGGUCUGCUUGGCCAAGAAGAAGACAAAGGUGGCCAAGAAGACCUGCGAUCCCCUGUACCAGCAGGCUCUGCUCUUUGACGAGGGGCCCCAGGGCAAGGUGCUGCAGGUGAUCGUCUGGGGAGACUACGGCCGCAUGGACCACAAGUGCUUCAUGGGCAUGGCCCAGAUCAUGCUGGAUGAGCUGGACCUGAGCGCCGCAGUUGCCGGCUGGUACAAACUCUUCCCCACGUCCUCAGUGGCAGACUCUACCCUCGGAUCCCUCACCAGGCGCCUGUCGCAGUCCUCCCUGGAGAGUGCCACCAGCCCCUCAUGCUCCUAAGGACCUCAGGAAGAGGAGGGAUGUGGUGUGGGAAGGGGUACCUGCAGGCACCCCACCUCUUCCCCUGUACAUAGUCUAAAUGUCUUUCUGAACCCCUUGCCCUGCUGCAUGCCUGUUGGCUACUGGGCCCGUCCCAGUUGGCAGUGGAGACUGUAGUGUGUGUAUGUGUGUGUGUGCGUAUGUUUGUAUGUGUCUCCGUGUGCCCGCGUUCUAGCCGUUCGUUUGUCUGGGUAUAGUCAGUCUUAGUGACUACAUGGGCUGAAAUUUAUGUCUAUGUCUCAUUGAAAAGAAACCCAAAGGA